AAGGAUAGAAAAAAGACAGGGGGUAUGGGAAUGUGGGGUUUCUCUUUAAUUCAUGAAUUUUGAUAGUAUUUUGUAUUCUAGCUUUUAUCAACCGACAGAAAACAAGUCACUAUAAGAACUACUACAAUUUAGUCCAAUCACUCCCUCUCUCUCUCUUUCCUGCUUCCUCUGUAUUAAUUCUAGUUGGUGUAAAAGUUAUUACUUUGCUGGAAAAUAUGGACUUUUGCCGGAAUAUUCCUGUUUCCGGUGAGCAGGAGCAGCUGUUUCCUUCUUCUUGCUCCAAACUUGGAAGCCUGGAUGACAUGUUUUCAUGCAACAGCAUGGAAGAGGACAUGAACUUGGAGUGGCUGUCAAUUUAUGUUGAAGAUUGUUUCUCCAGCUCUGGAAAUUGCUUGCCACAUGCUGCAAUGGUACCGCAAAUUGUCGAAAAAACUAGCAGCAGCAAUGGCAGCACAAUUACAAACAUCCCUAAAGCAGCAGCACCACCAGCAGUCACAGAAGCAAACUUAAAGCCCUUGCAAGUGGUGAGCCCUGAGAAGCACUCCAAAUCAUCUAUGCUGCACAGGUUUGUGAUUCCAGGCAAGGCCAGAAGCAAAAGAAGCCGAGGCCCAAUGGGCAACAAAUCACGGAGAAUCACUAGCCAAUUCACCAGCUGGUCUCACCAUCCUUAUAUGACAAGCUCAGAUCCCCCUCUGCUUCAACAGGCUUACUGGUUAGCUGACAGUGAGCUGAUUCUGCCCAAAAAGGAGGAACACAAUGUGGAAACCAACCCGAACAAGGAUUAUGAGCACGACGACAUCUCGGGGAGCUUAGAAGGCAACAAUCAGAAUCAGAAUCAGCAGCAGCAGCCAAGGAGAUGCACACACUGCUUAUCACAGAGGACACCACAAUGGAGGACAGGGCCUUUAGGCCCAAAGACCCUCUGUAAUGCCUGUGGAGUGAGGUUCAAAUCAGGCAGGCUGCUGCCUGAAUACAGGCCUGCUAAAAGCCCAACUUUUGUGAGCUACAAGCACUCCAAUUCCCACAAGAAAGUCCUGGAGAUGAGAACCAUGUCUCAUCUUUCCUCCAACUCUUCCUCCUAUUAGUCUUAGUCUUAAUCAAGGAUGAUGGAGCAUUAGAGUUUCUUAAUCACCAAAUUAUAGUUAUUUAGCUUGUUGUCUUAGCAUUCAGCACACCCUUUCUUUGUUGAGGGCAAUAUAUAUAACCUAAGAGAGUCCAUGAAUGGAAGUCUUUAGUUUUUCCUA
Daucus carota subsp. sativus is the source of this 1244-nucleotide messenger RNA. RefSeq names its product GATA transcription factor 2. Gene Ontology annotation, cellular component: nucleus. The record is from RefSeq and is a predicted model, not a curated record. Gene Ontology annotation, molecular function: zinc ion binding; sequence-specific DNA binding. The coding region runs from base 216 to 1085 and encodes 289 amino acids. NCBI's taxonomy places the organism in Eukaryota, Viridiplantae, Streptophyta, Magnoliopsida, Apiales, Apiaceae. The transcript has 2 exons. Gene Ontology annotation, biological process: regulation of DNA-templated transcription; cell differentiation.